AUGCUGCGCCUUAUAUUAUUGGAUCGGCUCACUCUGUGCUUCCCAAGGCAACAUCAAGGACUGACAUGGGAAGCUGCUGCAAUGCGCGAAAUUGUUCUGUGCGAGAGAUUACACUAUGGAGUAUCCAUUAUGAGCCCAAACGAACUGAGUCUUGCGGGAUGUGCUUGUGGGAAAGCGACUUGGGACAAGGUCCACUGCAUAAUGGAGCUUGGAAGGUACAAGAGCGAUUUCUUUCGACUUGACUCUGGUGAGCUGUCCCUAAAUGCCACUCUCCACGUUACCCAGCCAACUCAGAGAGAUGAUAAAUGGCAAGAGAAUCCGUAUGGUUCAUGCCAAGUUUUCGUUAGAGCUUACUCCAGAUGCGAGGUAUCUAAAAAAGUCGAUAAGGUUGCUGCCAACAACGGCAUCCAACAAUUGUCAUCAACAGUUAUUAGAGAUAUGGUUACAGACGGGCUCUGGAGUAGUGGGCUAAUUCAGAAUCUUUGCUGGAUACAUGAUUUAACCCAGAGCUGGCGCGCCAGCUGGGAGCUGGGCAUAUAA
Molecule: messenger RNA, 540 nt
Organism: Lindgomyces ingoldianus
Lineage: Eukaryota; Fungi; Ascomycota; Dothideomycetes; Pleosporales; Lindgomycetaceae
Exons: 6
Coding region: 1-540 (179 amino acids)
Source: RefSeq, a predicted model, not a curated record